AUGCCCAGCUCCACUGCGAUGGCAGUUGGCGCUCUCUCCAGCUCCCUCCUGGUCACCUGCUGCCUGAUGGUGGUUCUCUGUAGCCCGAGCAUCCCUCUGGAGAAGCUGGCCCGGGCACCCGAGCAGCCGGGCCAGGAAAAGCGCGAGCACGCGUCUCGGGACGGCCCGGGGCGGGUGAGCGAGCUCGGGCGCGCCGCGAGGGAAGAAGGCGGCGGCAGCCGGGACUGGAAAGGCAAGAGCGGCCGAGGGCUCUCAGGCCGGGAGGCGUGGAGCAGGCAGAAGCAGGCCUGGGCCGCCCAGGGCGGGAGCGCCAAGGCCGGGGAUCUGCAGGCUCGGUCUCGCGGGGACACCCCACAGGGGGAUCCCGUGGCCGCCGCCGCCGCCGCUGCCGCCCAGGACGCCACCAGCCCGGAUCUCCCGCCCACGCCGGAGCCGCCCGAGGAGUACGCCUACCCAGACUACCGCGGCAAGGGCUGUGUGGACGAGAGCGGCUUCGUGUACGCCAUCGGGGAGAAGUUCGCGCCCGGCCCGUCUGCCUGCCCCUGCCUGUGCACGGAGGAGGGCCCGCUGUGCGCGCAGCCUGAGUGCCCGCGCCUGCACCCGCGCUGCAUUCACGUGGACACGAGCCAGUGCUGCCCGCAGUGCAAGGAGAGGAAGAGCUACUGCGAGUUCCGAGGAAAGAUCUACCAGACUUUGGAAGAGUUCGUGGUGUCCCCGUGCGAGCGGUGCCGCUGCGAGGCCAACGGCGAAGUGCUGUGCACAGUGUCGGCGUGCCCACAGACAGAGUGCGUGGACCCCGUGUAUGAGCCGGACCAGUGUUGCCCCAUCUGCAAGAACGGACCCAACUGCUUUGCAGAAACUGCAGUCAUCCCAGCUGGCAGAGAAGUGAAGACCGACGAAUGUACCAUAUGCCACUGCACUUACGAGGAAGGCACGUGGAGGAUCGAACGGCAAGCCAUGUGCACGAGACACGAGUGCAGGCACAUGUAG
Molecule: messenger RNA, 990 nt
Organism: Ochotona curzoniae (black-lipped pika)
Lineage: Eukaryota; Metazoa; Chordata; Mammalia; Lagomorpha; Ochotonidae
Gene: VWC2
Product: von Willebrand factor C domain containing 2
Exons: 3
Coding region: 1-990 (329 amino acids)
Biological process (GO): negative regulation of BMP signaling pathway
Cellular component (GO): AMPA glutamate receptor complex
Molecular function (GO): protein binding
Source: RefSeq, a predicted model, not a curated record